UGAAUUCAUCAAGUUUUCUGUUCGUCUUUUUCAUGAGACAUCCAAAUUAAUCGCUGGGGCACGACUUCCUGUGGUGCGCACCUUCCCGCUGCCUUUCCCGAAAGCCUUCAAGUAUUUCAGGCUAUGUUUUGGAAAGUUUUGAUUUGCAAAACUUUUGUAAAUAAUCCUUAUUUUAUGUUUUAAUGCAGAGACAAUAGCAAAGCUGUCAUAUGUUUGAUGAUAUACUCCUGUAGAAGUGAAGGAGCUGACAGGUGAAACCUCUUCCUUAGAUGAACAUGAUCAAUAAUCAUGUAUAACCACUAUAUUAAAAAUCAAAUAUUCUCAUUCAAACCAGGAAAAUGUUCGUAUUAAAAAUUAAAAUUAUGUCACUUGAAAUUGAAAUGUUGAGGUGACCACAUGUGACCACAUUGAGGCACAUUUGAAUCAGGCACAAAUGACACAAGCACUGAGUGCUAGCUCUCCAUAUAUUUUCAAACAUUUCCCCCAAAAGCAAGAAAAAGCCCCAAAAUUCUGUUAUUUUACUGGACGUAGUAUGAUGCAACACAGGAUCAACAAUACAGCACCUGCAGUAUUAAGUAUCGCCCAUGAAAGAGAUUUGGAGAAGUUGACAGAGAACAAAAAGAGCAAAGUUCCCGGUAAACCACGUCGUUUAUAGAUUGCUACCUGGAACCUGGAUGAACUGGACAAGCUGGAUGGAUGAUGUGGUACUGAGGACAGUGAGAGGAGAGUGGAAGAGAAAAACAGGCUGAAGGAAGAUUUUAAAAACACUCAUUAAACAAACGAAGCACGCGGCGAGACGCACGGCUGACUGAGAUGGACUCGAAGACACUGAGACAAACUUGGGAUUAUCAGUAAGGGAUCAUCAGAAGAGGAGUUUCUCAAACAUGGACUAGUCUGGGAGCGUGCACAUAUAUAGACAAACACACACUCACCCUCAUACAUUCGCACACUCUGUUCCCUCGUGAGAGGCCUUGGAAGCGGACAGGUGCCAUUAUGCAGGAGUCUCCAGGUGCGGUUGGUGUGGAUGGCAGCUACACUAGUAAUGUUCCAGCCUUUCUAACUAAGCUGUGGACCCUGGUUGAGGACCCAGACACCAACCACCUUAUCUGCUGGAGUGCCACUGGGACUAGUUUCCAUGUGUUUGACCAGGGUCGCUUUGCUAAGGAGGUUUUGCCCAAAUAUUUUAAACACAACAACAUGGCAAGCUUCGUCCGGCAACUCAACAUGUAUGGUUUUCGUAAGGUGGUAAACAUCGAGCAGAGUGGUUUGGUGAAACCUGAGAGAGACGAUACAGAGUUCCAACAUCUGUACUUCCUCCAGGGACAUGAGCACAUGCUGGAACACAUCAAAAGAAAGGUGUCCAUAGUGAAGAGUGAAGAGACUAAAGUUCGUCAGGAGGACCUCAGUAAGCUGCUGUACGAAGUCCAGCUUCUCAGGACACAACAGGACAACAUGGAGUGUCAGAUGCAGGACAUGAAGCAGCAGAAUGAGGUGCUGUGGCGGGAGGUGGUGUCACUGAGACAGAACCACACGCAGCAACAGAAAGUCAUGAACAAGCUGAUUCAGUUUCUGUUCAGCCAGAUGCAGUCCAACACACCCAGCACUGUGGGCCUAAAGAGAAAGCUGCCUCUGAUGUUGGACGAUGGCUCUCCCAGCCCUCCUGCCUCCAAGUUCAGCCAUAGUCACCAGAUGGAAGCCAUCCACGAGCCCUUCUACAUCCAGUCGCCAUCCAGUGAUACUGCUUCCUGCUCUGCUAGCGGACUUGCAGGAGGACCGAUUAUAUCCGAUGUUACUGAUAUGUCUCAGGCGAGCAUGGCUCUGCAGAUGCAGCCUGAUGAGACUAGGGAGAAGUGCAUGAUGCUGAUCAAAGAGGAGCCUGUGAGUCCAGGGGUACGAGGGGGAGGAAAAGGAAGCAGUGUCCCGGGAGGAGAGGCUGUAGCGUUGACCUCCCCGUGUGAGGUGUGCUCCUCUGAACCACCUGUCCUUCCUGUUGCAAUGGUCCAAUCUGUUCUGGAGGGGAGGGGCUCUGUAGGCUCCAUGCUGGAGAGGAGGAGCAAGAGACCUGCUCUGGAGAGAGCUGAGGUUGCAGACACAGUGGAGAAUGUGGACAUGAGUCUGGAGGAGCUGCAGCAUCUGCUUCUUAGGAGCCAUCAGCAAAACGCUGUGGAAGCUGGGACCAGUGCUGUCAUGGAUCCUUUCAGUCUAAGUCUGCCUCUGACUGAGUGGAACUUCACAGAGAUGGAGCCCAACCUCAAACCAUACAUGUUCCAGAACCAGGAAGUCGAGGCUUUUCCAGCCGCUGGCUGUGAAGAACAGUGAAUUUGUGCCGUGAACAGUCCUUUCUGAGGUGAAAGGUCACAGACGCUGCCGUUACGCUUUGUACUCCAGUGGGCACCAGUUUGAGCCCCAGGCCCUGCCAGGCUAUUUCCUACAAGUGACUUUGAUUUUAUUCUUUAUACAUCCACAUGCCUACAACAGAAAAAGGUCUCUGCAGUCGUUUUGAUCAAAGCUUUUACUUCCUGGUUUUUUGACUUCAUCGGAUCUAUCAGCUGUCUGAUCUGUGGGCGUGAACGAUACCCACAUGGCGAAAAAAGAUGUUAGUGACUAUGAUUUUCACAGUUAACCAAUCACAGAAGAGCAUUACGACAGCCUUACAUCUAGACUCUGAUAUUAAGCCGGAUGGAUGCAGACGGUGCAUUCUUGGCUCCUGCACUUUAGUCUUUGUGUGAGAGGGAGUUCCUGCUUGGAGAGGUGACUUUUUCUUCCUAUAAAGAUUUCACGACAGAUGAA
Molecule: messenger RNA, 2790 nt
Organism: Maylandia zebra (zebra mbuna)
Lineage: Eukaryota; Metazoa; Chordata; Actinopteri; Cichliformes; Cichlidae
Source: RefSeq, a predicted model, not a curated record